Molecule: messenger RNA, 1758 nt
Organism: Penicillium chermesinum
Lineage: Eukaryota; Fungi; Ascomycota; Eurotiomycetes; Eurotiales; Aspergillaceae
Product: KRI1 family protein
Exons: 2
Coding region: 1-1758 (585 amino acids)
Biological process (GO): endonucleolytic cleavage in ITS1 to separate SSU-rRNA from 5.8S rRNA and LSU-rRNA from tricistronic rRNA transcript (SSU-rRNA, 5.8S rRNA, LSU-rRNA)
Cellular component (GO): 90S preribosome; nucleolus
Source: RefSeq, a predicted model, not a curated record
AUGGAGCCUCCUUCGAAAAAAAUGCGGACGCUUAUGGAGGAUGAUAGCUCCGACUCUGGUGAUGACUCUGGCGGAGUCCCCAUCAACCACAAGUCCCCUGAGGCCGGUUUCAAGAUCAACGAAGAGUACGCCCGACGGUUCGAAUACAAUAAGAAGCGCGAAGAAGUCCAGAAACUUGAAUCCAAGUACGGAAAGAGCACAGCGGACGAUGAGCCCUCGGACGACGAAUCCUCGGAAGAGGACGAAGAUGAAGAUGGAGAGCUAGUAACAGAGGCAUUGGAUGCUGAAAUCAUGGCUACUCUCAAAGCCAUUCGCUCCAAGGACCCGCGCGUGUAUGAUGCAGACGCGACCUUUUACAGCAAGUUUGAUGAGGACAGUACCCCGAAAGAGAAAAAGGAAAAGCCCAUGACCCUGCAUGACUACCAUCGCGAGAAUCUUCUGAAGGGAACCGAUCCUGCGGAUGAAGACGACACGCCCAAGACCUUUGCUGAGGAACAGGCGGAUCUCAAAAACGCGCUUGUGAAGGAAUUGCAUGCUUCGGACGAGGAGAUGGAGGACGCUGAUGACUUCCUGGUCCGCAAAUCGGAGCCAGAGCCUCUUCCCAAAUCGAAUGUUAAGCUUGACAUUGAGAACGCAGACAAAGAUCCUGAAAAUUUCCUGUCAAACUUCAUGGCCGCUCGCGCCUGGAUUCCGGAGGACCGACCACAGCUCCAUCCCUUCGACUCGGACGAUGAUGAUGAAGUCGAGCGAGCCGACGCCUUAGAAGAGGCUUACAACUUCCGCUUCGAAGACCCGAACAAGCUUAACGAGACAUUGCGAACACACGCACGUGAUGCAACCAACAAGAUGUCCGUCCGCCGAGAGGAGAAGAGCUCGCGGAAGAAGAUCAGAGAGGCUGAACGUCAGCAGAGGGAGGAGGAAAAGAAGCAGCGGGAAGCUGAAAAGAACCGUCUGCGCAAGCUGAAGACUGAGGAGCUGCAGAACAAGGUCAAGCAGAUCAAGGAAGUGGCAGGUCUCCGAGCGUCCAAAUUCACUGACAAGGACUGGGCAGCCUUCCUUGACGCUGCUUGGGAUGACAAGGAGUGGGAGAAGGAGAUGGAGAAACGAUUUGGAAACGAUUACUACGCAGACGAGGAAGAUGGCAAGAAACACCCUAAAAAGCCUGAGUGGGAUGACGACAUCGAUAUUAAAGACCUCAUCCCCGACUAUGAAGAUGAGGAAGGCCCGCCCGCUUUGGGUUCGGAUGAUGAAGAUGAUGACGCUGAUGAGGGUGCUAAGAAGAGCAAAGCCCAGGAAAAGCGUGACCAAAAACGAGAGGCUCGCAAGGAUCGUCUCCGUGUCGAAGAAGCUGUUGAUCGUAAUCUGGAUCUGGAUAUCACCCUGCUUCCGGGCGCUACCAAGAAGAACGCAACACGAUUCCGCUACCGUGAAGCCUCUCCUGAGAGCUUUGGAUUGACCGCGCAGGAUAUCCUUAUGGCGAGUGACUCGCAGCUCAAUCAAUUUGCUGGUCUCAAGAAACUUGCCUCCUUCCGUGAUGCCGAGAAAAAGGCCAAGGACUCUAGAAAGCUUGGCAAGAAGGCUAGAUUGCGUCAAUGGCGAUUGGACACAUUCGGCAACGAGUCAGGACCGGUCUUUGAUCUUGGUCAGCAAGAACCUAGUGGCAAGGCGAAGGCUGGCGACAAUGACGAGCGGGAAACGAAGGUGGAUAUCCGCGAAGGAGAUGGACGCAAGAAGCGCAAGCGCUCUAAGAAGCACUAA